This is a messenger RNA of Sugiyamaella lignohabitans, 774 nucleotides long. RefSeq names its product translation initiation factor eIF2B subunit beta (gene GCD7). Gene Ontology annotation, biological process: translational initiation. Gene Ontology annotation, cellular component: eukaryotic translation initiation factor 2B complex. Gene Ontology annotation, molecular function: guanyl-nucleotide exchange factor activity; translation initiation factor activity. The record is from RefSeq and is a predicted model, not a curated record. Lineage: Eukaryota; Fungi; Ascomycota; Dipodascomycetes; Dipodascales; Trichomonascaceae. The transcript has a single exon. The coding region runs from base 1 to 774 and encodes 257 amino acids.
AUGUUCGGACUGCUAUCAGUUGAUCCAUCAGCAACAUCUAAUAGUCCAACUAAAGCAUUGACCAACGAAGAAGCUCGUAAAGCACACAGAGAUACGAAAGCCGAUAUCAUUGAAGGAAUCCAGGAACUUAUUGAAGAAAUUAGUAAUAUCGACGACUCGAUUGCCGGCAUGAGUGUAGACAUGAUCCACGAGAACGAAGUGCUGCUAACCGCCAGUCCCAAUUCUAAAACUGUACUGGAAUUUCUCCUUCGAGCCAGCCAGAAACGUACAUUCACAGUUCUAGUGACAGAAGGAUUUCCAAACGAAGUGACCGCUUCACACGAGUUCGCGCUGACGCUGUCAAAAGCCGGUAUUCACACCGUCAUCAUCCCCGACACUGCUACUUCUGCUGUCAUGAGCCGAGUUGGUAAAGUAAUCAUCGGCACACGAGCAGUGCUUGCCAACGGUGGCUGUGUUUCAUCUUCUGGCGUGGCUCUUGUAUGUGAAGCUGCUAAAGACUACCGAGUGCCAGUUCUGGCCGUCACCGGACUAUACAAAUUAUCACCAUUGUAUCCUUUUGACAUUGACCAGCUGAUUGAAGUGGGCGAUACCGGUAAAGUCAUCGGGUUCAACGACACAGGGCUCAUGGAUAAAAUCGGCGUCAUGAACCCCGUGUACGACUACGUGGCCCCCGAACACAUCGACAUCUACGUGACCAACAUCGGCGGGUUCUCGCCCAGUUUCACCUACCGAAUCAUCCUCGACCACUACAGCAACCAGGAUGUGUCUCUAUAG